Molecule: messenger RNA, 1492 nt
Organism: Gallus gallus (chicken)
Lineage: Eukaryota; Metazoa; Chordata; Aves; Galliformes; Phasianidae
Gene: DPM2
Product: dolichyl-phosphate mannosyltransferase subunit 2, regulatory
Exons: 3
Coding region: 114-746 (210 amino acids)
Biological process (GO): GPI anchor biosynthetic process
Cellular component (GO): endoplasmic reticulum membrane; dolichol-phosphate-mannose synthase complex
Molecular function (GO): enzyme regulator activity
Source: RefSeq, a predicted model, not a curated record
AAUCAUGGAGAGAAAUGCUUCUCACUUAAACCAGAGCCCAGCAGGGGGGAGAAGGGUUCAGUAACACCGAGCUCUGGAAAAGUGCGAGUCUGGCAGUGUGACUGCUCCUCAGGAUGCAGCAGCUGGGGUCAUUAGUGGUGUUCUUCAUAGAAAUGUCUCCUUGUCAGUUUUCCAGGCAGCAGCUCAGCCUUGGACUUGUAUCUGAACUCCUGGCAGUUUCCUUUCUGAGGAUCUUGGGUUCCCCUCCUAGAUGUGCUCACAGCUGUGGGAUAGGUGUUCAUACAGUGCAGGAAUCAUUGCAGUGCACUGUAGCAUCCAAAGAAUUCUGCUGUGCUCAGCAGAGGAGCCAUGACAGGAUCAGUGUGAGAGAGAGCCAGCAUCAGCCUUUCCCUUCAAGAAGGCAGAUGGUUGGGGGGCUGGUGUGCCCAGCACCACACAGCCAAGCCCACCCUGUAUCCCAGCACUGCAGGGCCAUGGCUGGGCUCCUGCUCUCUCCUUGUCACCCAGCUGAGCACUGGAGUCCUCCUCUUCCCAGCUGUUCUCUGCACCUGUGGUGCUGCUGCGUGAGGCUUCACCACGUGCAGCCCUUCAUCGACAGUGACCACAGCAUCCACCAAUACUUCUUGCCCAGGGAGUAUGCAGUUAUCAUCCCCGUGGUGGCUGGGCUGCUGCUGCUGCUAUUUAUAGGUGUUUUUAUAAUGGUUGUGAUGUGGAAGAGCAGAAAACCUGCCAAGAAAUCAGACUGAAGGCCCAGCUGAGAGAUGGAGAGAAGGCCCUCACCCUGCAGCACCCAGGCUGGGAGGAGCCAGCCUGCAGCACUAAGCAGCCACCUCCUCCAGAGCACUCUCGAAGCAGCAGCAGCGCCAAGCUGGCUGCUCUCUCUCCUACAUUCCUUCCUCAAAAGAUGCAGACUUGCAUAGUUUACAACUUAUUGACUAAAGGGAAGCAAAACUGACCUACGGGACAUGCCAGGAGAGGGACCAGAGCUCCAGUUAGGACAAAUCUGCACCCCAGCUGAGGCUACGUGCAGGAGCUGUGCUGGGCUGGAAUCUGUCGGGGUCCAGCAGCAAUAAUUGCAGAGUGUGAGUUCAGUUCUGGCCCCCAUCAGGUGCUCGGCCUCUGGGUAAUCUUUCCCCUCUGCUCUUGCUGCAUACAGUAGUUUAUUCCUUCUGGGAUUUUUUUUUUUUUUAACUGGAAGAGCUAAUGAUGGUGCUGUGAGCUCUCAUGUUUCUGAAGAGGGCCUUCUGAGCUGUGCUUGUAGAGCACAUGCUGCACCCACCUCCCCUCCUCCAGUCACCCAAGUGAGGACAGGGUGUGCCCUGAGUGGCAGAGGAAGCAUUUUGGCUCCACUGCCAAUGAAUGGGGCUCUCACCACAGCUGUCAGCUGCAGCCUGGGCUCCUGCCUGCACUGGGCCAGCCCUGAGCUGGACUGCCAGCAGCUCCUGGUGGCUGUAGCGAGCUGGAUUUGUCCUCAAUAAAGGUCUCUAAGGUC